AUGGAUCGAUAUGGAACCACUGAAGGUGUUCCACUGACUCUACUUGGUUCAUUUUGUGUGGCCGGAUUCACUAUUGGUGGGCUUGUUGGAGGUCUGUUGGGCGGCCUGUUAGCCAACAAAUUAGGACGGUUAGUUGGAUUAGACUCACCCCCCUUGGUCAUUUUUGCAGCCGAAAAUCCAUAUUCGUUCUCGCUGCACCCUGUCUGUCGGGGUGUAUUCUCAUGGUCACCUCGAAAAUGGCUCNUUGGCCGGGUACUCGUCGGAUUGGCUUGUGGUGCAUAUACGGGUAUCGGUCCAGCCUAUCUGUCCGAGGUUGCUCCGCCAGACAUUCGUGGCGCUGCCGGUGUGUUAAAUCAACUCAUGGUGGUGUUUGCAAUUGUCCUGGUCCAGGUGCUCGGUCUCAAAGAAGCCAUGUGCACAGAAGAUCUAUGGCCUUUUCUCCUCGGAUUGAACGCUAUUCCUUGCAUCAUCAGUGUAGUAUGUCUGGCAUUCAGUCCGGAGAGUCCACGUUACCUAUUUUUGGUAAGAAACGACGAAGAAGCUACUCGAAAAGCCCUACUCAAGUUGGGACGCACACGGGAACAGAUCAAAACGGAACUGGAAGAAAUGCGUAAGGAAACGGAAACGGUUACACAAAAGAUCUCCUUCCUGAAAUUUUUCCGUAUCAAACACUUGAGAUGGGGAUUGCUGAUUGCACUGUUCUGUCAAAUGGGUCAACAAUUGUGUGGAAUCAAUGGACUUCUUUAUUAUUCCGGUGAACUGUUUAAAUCAACGGGACUGUCUGUUGCUCAGGCCAACUACGCCACAAUCGGAAUCGGGUGCACACUUUUUGUGACCACCUUGGUUUCCGUGUUCAUUAUCGAUCGAGUUGGACGACGUGUACUGCUUCUCGGGGGUCUGUUGACCAUUUUUGCCUGUCUAAUUCUAUACACCAUAUUUCUGGUAAUUCGCAAUUCGGCCGGAGUGAACUGGCCUUCGAUCAAUUCCUUGGUUCAUUGUCGCGGAAAUGUUCACACAGGAGGCAAGGGACGUGGUGAUCUCAAUGGCCGUUCUCGUUAA
Echinostoma caproni is the source of this 1059-nucleotide messenger RNA. The record is from the annotation of a GenBank genome assembly. NCBI's taxonomy places the organism in Eukaryota, Metazoa, Platyhelminthes, Trematoda, Plagiorchiida, Echinostomatidae.